AUUUUUUUCGAUUUUUUAAAUUUUCGAAGAAUAUGACGAUUUCUUAAUCAAAGAAAUGAAAAAUAUUUCAAAUAAUAAUAUUCGAUGAUUUUUCAACCACACGACCACAGAUUGGUUGCCCUGAUAUGUUAUAUUAAGUUGAUAUAGUUCAAAAGCCGAAUGCAGUUAUAAUUGCGGCGGCACUGGGUCAAGAGCGUGAGAUUUUAUUCCACGUCUUGUAAGUCAGACAUGAGAAACCUGUUUUAUCUAGACGAUAAGAAAUUUAUUUGAUGCGACUCUUAAAAGUUCUUUACUAGUAGUCGAUCAACUCCGAAACGCUCACUUCAUAAGGUAAAAGAUGCCAAAAAACAAAGAACUAUUUUAUGUCCAAAGCAACGCUCUGAGUUCAAUUGUCAAAGUUUUCAACAAAACUGAGGAGUCAUUGGCCGAAGAUGUCCUAAGCUUAAAAAACUGGAUGAAAGAUCAGCAUCACCUUCCCGAAAUUUUAGAUGACAAAAGUGUGCAAAAUUUUCUAAUUCUAAAUAAAUGUAAUGUCGAAAAAGCAAAAGAAAAAAUAGACAUGUACUACACUUUUCGAAGUCAACGACCUGAUAUUGCCAGAAAUAUGAAUCCUCGUUGUUCAAACAUGAAAGAAGUGGGAAAAGUAAAGUACCAUGUACCCUUACCAAAAAUGACCAAGGAGAUGUACAGAGUAUUCGUGGAAAAAUACGCAUUUAAAGACAAACUGGAGCAAAUUGAUCCCUAUGACAUGCUUAAAGUGGGUCUCAACUUGUAUGAAAUUAGAUUGAAAGAAGAUAUAAUGUUUGGAGAUGUGUUCAUUUAUGACUUAGAAGGGAUGUCCGUACGUUUCUUGUCAAAACUAACACCAGCUUUUUUUUUCUCAUUCAUAACUUUGUAUAAGAAAAUAUAUUCUCUGCCAGUGAAGGGUGUGUACAUAAUUAAUACUGUUCCUUAUAUCAGCACAAUACUAGCUAUCGUUAAGGCUCUCGUCAAACCUAAAAUAUUCGAAAGGAUUCAUGUGAGUAAAGACGCGAAUAUUUUAAAGGAGCACUUUCCUUUAGAAAUGUUACCAAGGGAUUACGGUGGUACCGAAAAGUCGGUCGAAGAAUUGCAUGAAUUGUACCACCUUAAGCUUCAAGAAUAUCAAGACCGUUUCGAUCUCCUGGAUAAAUUGAGAGUGAAUGAGAGUUUAAGGCCAACCAAACUUGAAAAUGAAAAUGACGAAUUUUUGGGAUAUCAUGGCAAUUUUAGAAAGUUAGACAUUGACUAACGCUUAUUUUGCACUUCAUCGAAAGAUUGUUUUCCUUUCUUAGUCUGACAUCUACAGGUUGAGUAUUAUAAUUUAUAAUAACGGAACCCUGACCAAAUUUCAAUGCAACACAAAAUACGUAUCUCAUAUGUAACACUUUUUAUAUUUUAUUUUUCUGAAAUGUACAAACAUAGUUCCCUAGUAGUUAAUUUUGAGUUUCGCAAUAAUUCUAUUUGUCAAUUUUGAACCCCCAUAAGUUGAUAUCUAGCUGGCCACGGUGUAAAUUAUUAUUACAGAAUUUUCUUGAAAGCUUCACUUCAAAUAUACCUCGAACUUAAUGUAAUAAUUCCAGUUAUACUGCGAAUUUUGUAUACAAUGAAUCCCAGUGUAGUUAACCUUGAUGUAAUUAUAAUGUGCAAGCAUUCAACAAAACUGAAGAAGCUCUAACUCAAGAAAUCCAAAACUUGAAGAACUGGAUGAAAACUCAACAUCGCCUUUUCGAAAUUGUAAAUAAACAAUUCCAGAGACAAAGUGUCCCCCUAAUGCCAAUAGUUCGAUCAGGAUUUUAUUUUUUCUUUUAUUGAAGGACCGCUGUGACCAUUUUCGGCCUGAAUUUUUUAAUCGAGUGAAACGUUUUGUGCUUUUACAUAGCAACAGAGUUUAAAGCUUGCUUAUUUUAAUAAUUUUGACAAAUUUUGCUUAAUUCAGAUUCAACCUCGGGGUAGUUAACGAAACCGAAACCAGUUAUUCAAUAGAAGAAAAAAUAAAUAAAAUCCCUAACCCUUGGAUGAAAUUGGAUAAUAAUAAUCAGUGUUGCUAACAACAACUCAGGUCAGGUCAGAUCAGGUUGGUCUUCGUCAGGUUAUGCUAGGUCAAACUAAGAAAAGUAGUACUAUGUCAUAUCUCGUCAUAUCAGGUCAUGUAAGGUUAGGUUAGGAUUGCUCAGUGCAGGUUAGGUUAGGUCAGGUAAGGUCAGGUAAGGUCAGGUUUUUUUUUUAGAAAAAUCGAAUAUAUUAUGCUGUGCUUCAUACAAAUUUAUGUAUAUUUAAAUUGCUUUAUUGAUUGUUUAUCGCCAGAUGUUUGUAUAAUAAGAACAAUUUACGAAAAAUGUUUUGUUGAAUGAAAAAUCAUUAUAUUCGAAAAUUAGGUAUAACUAUAAAGCAUAAAGAUGUAUGGUGUCUUACGGAUAUCCAUUUUAAUCCAUUUAAUUUUAAAGGACGAAAGGGACUGAAAAGACGAAAAUAACGAAAAUUACAAAAAGGACGAAGGACGUAGAACAAAAAGGACGAAAAGAACAAAGGACGAAGGACAAAUUUUUCAGUUUUAGAAUUUUUCGAUUUUUCAAAUUUAAAACGAAGGACGAAAAGGACGAAGGACAAAGGACGAAAGGGACGAAAAUUACCAACAGGACGAAAAGGACGGAAAGGACGAAAAACGAAGGAGAAAGGACGAAAAACCAAAGAUUGAGGACGAGGAACUAAGGACGAAGGACGAAGGACUAAGGAAAAAAAAGUUGAAGGACGAAGUUUUCAGUUUUAGAAUUUUUUGAUUUCUCGAAUUUAAAACGAAAGACCAAUGACUAAGGGCUAAGGAUUAAGGAUGAAGGACAAAGGACGAAGGACAAAAGCCUAAGAACUAAGGACCGAAGAUUAAGGACAAGGGACUUAAAACGAAGGGCUAAGGACGAAGGACGAAUAGGACGAAAAGGAAGAAAAGGACGAACGACGUGGGACGAAAAGGACGAAGGACGAAAGACAAAGGAUGAAGGACAACGGACGAAGGACACAGGAUGAAGGACUAAGGAGCAAGGAUGAAAAGGACGAAGGACGAAUUUUUCAGUUUUAGAAUUUUUCAAUUUCUCAAAUUUAAUACGAAGAUCCAAGGACUAAGGACAAAGGACUAAGGACUAAGGACAAAGGACGAAAAGAACGAGAAGGACGAAAUGGACGAAAAGGACGAAGGACGAACGACGAAAAGGACGAAGGACGAAGGACGAAAAGGACGAAGGACUAAAAGGACGAAAAUUACGAAAAGGACCGAAAGGACGAAAAACGAAGGACAAAGGACGAAAGACGAGGGACUAAGGACGAGGGACGAAGGACGAGGAACUAAGGUCGAGGGAGUAAGGACGAAGAACGAAGGACGAAAGACGAAGGACGAAGGACGAAGGACUAAAGACGAAAAGGACGAAGGACGAAUUUUUCAGUUUUAGAAUUUUUUGUUUUCUCGAAUUUAAAACGAAAGACCAAGAACUAAGAACUAAGGAUUAAGGAUGAAGAACAAAAGACGAAAAGGACGUAAAGGACGAAAAGUACGUAAAGGACGAACAGGACAAAGGACGAAAGACAAAGGACGAAGGACGAAGACCAAGGACUAAGGACGAAAAGGACCGAGGACGAAUUUUUCACUUUUGGAAUUUAUCAAUUUUUCAAAUUUAAAACGAAGGACCAAGGACUAAAGACAAGGGACGAAGGACAAUGGACGAAAAGGACGAGAAGGACGAAAAAGACGAAAAGGACGAACGACGUGGGAGGAAAAGGACGAAAAGGACCAAGGACGAAUUUUUCAAUUUUGGAAUUUUUCGAUUCCUCAAAUUUAAAACGAAGGACCAAGGACUAAGGACGAAGGACGAAGGACGAAAAGGACGAAAAGAACGACAAAGACGAAAAGGAUGAAAAAGACGAAAAAGACGAAAAGGAUGAAAAGGACGAAGGACGAAGGACGAAUAACGAAAAGGACGAAGGACGAAGGCCGAAAAGGACGAAGGACGAAGGACGAAAAGGACGAAAAUUACAAAAAGGACGAAAAGGAAGAAAAGGACGGAGAGGACGAAAACCGUAGACAAACGACGAAGGACGAAGGACGAAGGAUUAAGGACGAGGGACUAAGGACUAAGGACGAAGGACGAAAGACAAAGGACAAAGGACUAAGGACGAAAAAGACGUAAAGGAUCAAAAGGGCGAAAAUGACGGAAAGUAUGAAAAAGACCAAAUGGACGAAAAGGACGAAAAGGACGAAAUAAACGAAGGACUUUUUCCGAAUCAUCGAUUUUUUGAGCUUUUCGAAUUCCAGUUUUGAAUAUUUCAGAUUUUUCAGUCUUUCAUUCUCUAAUUUUCUGACUUCAAUUCUCGAUUUUCAAUUUUUCAAUUUUUCGAUUCUCAAAAUUUUCGAUUUCUCGUGUUUUCAUGUUUCGAUUUCUCAAUUUACUGAUGUUUCAGUUUUAGGAUUUCUCAAUUUUUCGAUUCUCUACUUUCUAUUUGAUCUUCAAAUUUUUUGAUAUUUUAGUUUUAUGGUGUUUCAAUAUUUCGAAGCUUCAAAUUUGUCAUUUCUCGAUUUGACGUGCAUGGUUAUUAAAAAACGUUUAGAGUUACCUGCAGUUAAAUUAAGAUA
Molecule: messenger RNA, 4639 nt
Organism: Zophobas morio
Lineage: Eukaryota; Metazoa; Arthropoda; Insecta; Coleoptera; Tenebrionidae
Product: alpha-tocopherol transfer protein-like
Exons: 5
Coding region: 338-1270 (310 amino acids)
Cellular component (GO): membrane
Molecular function (GO): phosphatidylinositol bisphosphate binding
Source: RefSeq, a predicted model, not a curated record